Silurus meridionalis is the source of this 1878-nucleotide messenger RNA. RefSeq names its product zinc finger protein 391-like. Gene Ontology annotation, molecular function: RNA polymerase II cis-regulatory region sequence-specific DNA binding; DNA-binding transcription factor activity, RNA polymerase II-specific. NCBI's taxonomy places the organism in Eukaryota, Metazoa, Chordata, Actinopteri, Siluriformes, Siluridae. The record is from RefSeq and is a predicted model, not a curated record. Gene Ontology annotation, cellular component: nucleus. Bases 64 to 1557 code for a protein of 497 amino acids. Gene Ontology annotation, biological process: central nervous system development; regulation of transcription by RNA polymerase II. The transcript has 6 exons.
CCGGAAGUAGUAACCAUAGUAGCAGUACUGACUGCUCUGGACAGACGGCAGUGUGGAGUGUUGAUGUGCGUUUUGUUUUUCAGGUCUGGAGGUAAAUAUGAUCACAUGGCGUUAAAAAGCUCGGGAACGACGUGUGCUGUUCGGGGUUGCACGUAUAACCAGACGAAGCUGAAUCUGUGGCUCAGAGAGCAGUGUUUUAUUCACAAACCCAAAGUUCGCUCUGAAUGUACCUGCGAGAGAAGAUACAGAUUUCACCGACUUCCGAAAGAAGACGAAGCGAAACGACACUGGCUCCAAAACCUGAAUUUAAAAAAGCCUCCUAAAACGCUGUACGUCUGCUCUUUUCACUUUGUGGAUCAACAACCAACCAAGAACAACCCCUAUCCCACUCUUUACCUCGGCUAUGAGAAACCUCCAGACAACAACCCGCGGGUCUUCAGGGUGGAGGACACUUCCAGCUCUCCAGAUUCUGGAUCUUUUAGACAGUUUGUAAUGGAGGCAGCAGAGGUGCUGCCGAGGCCUUCAGGAAAACCUCUACACACUCCUGCUCACUCACAGGUGUCUGAGGACAUGAGAACAAACCAUCGCAAACCUAUUAAAAAGGAAGACAAUACAGAUAAAGGCCACCUCUGUGGAACAGCGAGCACUGAGGGACACGUCACACCUGCACAUGGAAAGAAACCUGUAAUAAAGGAAGAACCUGACGAUGAAGAUUACCUCUGUGAAGGAACAUCAAACGCUGUGUUGCCCAGUCGCUCUUUGGACGACCAGAAUGAAAAAUAUAAAAUCAUGCUUGUGAAAGAGGAAGAGUCCGACGAGGAAGGUGGCAUGUGUACAACAACAGUUUGUGAAAUGGAUGACGUACAGGUCGUCUCCUGCUUCUGGUGUUCUUUGUCCUACACUUCUCAAACCGACCUCGAAAGCCACAUUAGGAGAGCCCAUAAUGACGAAUAUGAGAAAGUGGUGAUCUCCGGAGAGAUUCAGAACCUAAUAUUUACUCCAGAAAUACCUUCUGACUCCUUCCCAACCAAAGUUUAUUGCUGCGUGCAGUGUGGGAAUAGGUUUACCAACAAGAGCAACCUGAAAGCGCACGAGCGCACCCACACAGGAGAGAAACCGUAUCAGUGUUCACAGUGCGGCAAGAACUUCACGCGCCAGAGCUCUCUCCAGCAGCACCAGGUGGUUCAUACGGGCGAGAAGCCACAUCGCUGCUUGGAGUGCGGUAAGACUUUUACUCGCCAGAGCUCUCUCCAGCAGCACCGGCGCAUUCACACCGGGGAGAAACCGCAUCACUGUGAGGAGUGCGGCAAACGCUUUCCUCGCCAGAGCGACCUCCACAAGCACCAGCGCAUCCACACAGGGGAGAAGCCGUAUCAGUGCUCACAGUGUGGCAAGAGUUUUAGCCAAAAGGGUAACCUUCAGACUCACCAACAAAUCCAUACAGAAGAGAAGCCGUAUCAGUGCUCACAGUGCGGCAAGAGCUUUGCCUGGCAGAGUACGUUCCAUACGCACCAGCGCAUUCAUGCAAGAAAAGCCAUGUCAGGUGUCACAGUGUGAGAAGAGUCUUACCUGCCCGAGAGAUCUCGUUUAAUACAGAUUCAUGGUUUCACGUGUGAUCAUAAUAUUCUCAAUAUUAACAUCAUGAGAUUUUUCAGCUCUUCAGGACACAACAUGCUGUGGCUUUUUAAUUUAUAUUUGAUUUGUUUUUUCACCCUUGAGAUUGAAUUGGAUCUGUAAAUCGAUCAGCGCAAAACGGAUUUUAUCUCUGUAGAACAUUUAACAUUAGAACUUGUCCCAAAGCUUCUUUACAGAAAACUUUCACUAGUAAUUCAUGCUGCUUGAAUAAACCGGGCAGCUAAACUCUGUCUUCAUAUCUUC